GUUGAUUCAACCGGCAGAAUAUCUCGACCGACAAGUCCUUAUCGUUGCUGAGAAGAUAAUCCUGCGAAACCGAGAGAGCUUGGAAAGGCGAGAGCAACCCCCUUGGCAAACGCAACAAUCAAUCAGCCGGGCUCGAGAGACUGUAUCGAUGGGACUCGCGCCGACGACUACGACGUACUGCGCAAACACUUCUGGAGAUUCAAAAAAAAAAAAACACUAAAAAACUCGAACCCCUCCUUGAUGAGUAUAGUAAUCCUCCCAAGAAAGGAGAUACCAGCAACGAAAUGAGUUCUGGGUUAGAGCUUACAGAUCUUACGGAUCCUACAGAUCUCUCAAAUCUUUUGUUAGGGGAGGGAAAGACUGAUGACAUGGCUAUGACAACAAUGAAAUCUCCCACCAGCCAGCAAAGCCCGGAAAAGAGGAAGCACGAACACUCCCCUGAAGAUACUGCGGCCAAGAAAUAUAGAUUUGAUCUGCCUACCCCCGAAUCUCAGGGGGAAGGUGACAAUGAAAAUGCAGAGGCAGAGGAAAAGGCGACAAAUGAUGUUUCUCUUCGAGAAGCACAAGUCAAUGACAAAUCGAAAAUGUCAUUGAAUCAGGACGGCAAGGAUGAGGGGCUCCUUAUGACGGUUAUGACAUUUGCAGAAUGGGAAGAUGGCCGGGAUCGCCUGCGCCAAAUAGCCAAAGAUGGCCUCGAAGCAUUUGAUAACAUCGCCAUUCGGGAGGAGAUGUGGGGAAAAAAUGCAUCAAAAAAAGUCCCAACCUGGUGGCUCAAGGAUUGUGGGGGUCAAGAAAUGUCUGGAGCAUUGUUGGCUCAUCCAAGCUCAGUCGAAGAUGCGACCCAUCGUCGUCCAUCCCUUGAACCUAGCGCUUCAGGAUAUAAUAUCGUCAUGCCACCUGAAGGCUUGAGCACGCAGACCUCAGAACGUCAGAACCCUAUAUUAUUCCGUCGAAAUAUUUGUUUGGUCGAAGAUGCUUAUAAAGCACUUUUUCCCAAUACAAAUACAAAUACAAAUCAUUCCGAUACGCAAAGCUCAGAAAAUCAGAACCUUGUCGCAGCCCAACCGAAUACAAGCACUUUGGAAGAUCUUGCUAGCCCUGUUGCUGGUUCUACAGACAGUGACGGCUAUGAUCUAGAAGAUGUUCCUGAUCUUCUACAUGAUAGCUUCAUCUCUCUAGAAGAAGUAUCUAGACUUUUAGUGGAAUCCACUUUCUCAUGGAAAAUGGCCUCUAAAGCUUUAGAUGCCGGAGCUGCUCUUCCUGGCACCUUGAAAGUUGCUCUGACUUCUAUCAAACAUACCCAUGUAAUUCUUCGACGGGCUCAUAUGGAAUUAUACAAUGUCUCCGAUCAUUUACAAUUAGUCUGCAAUAUUCAGACAGAUAACCUAGUUGUCACCCACAGCGUGAUAACUCAGUCUGGAUUGAACCCGAGAAUCCCUCAACUAUAGCCAAUCCAGGUACCGGCACAGCACGGUUGAAAAGCAAUACAAUAUCGUAUACUUUAGGAAAUAAGGUAAUACUACUAGGGUUAGCCGAGAAGCGAGCAUUGAUAUCCGUCGGUAUAAAUGGACUAUGGCUUAAACUAGGCCGCAUGGCAAGGUCCGUAACAGACU
Messenger RNA from Xylaria bambusicola, 1613 nucleotides. RefSeq lists its product as uncharacterized. NCBI's taxonomy places the organism in Eukaryota, Fungi, Ascomycota, Sordariomycetes, Xylariales, Xylariaceae. Bases 285 to 1448 code for a protein of 387 amino acids. The transcript has 2 exons. The record is from RefSeq and is a predicted model, not a curated record.